CAGCAAGCGAGCUGUGUUGAGACUGCUGCCUGCCGCCACCGAGAUCUCUUGCAAUGGGACGGGGUUUCAGCAACCUUCAACAGCAUCUUCUUGGAGCUCAAACUAGGUUAACCAUCGCAGAGGGCUCGGCAGGGAAGACUAGCCCCAUCAUCCCUAAUGAAGUGCACACAGGCGUUGCUAGCUUUCGGCAGCAAUUCCCAGCUUGCUCUCUGUUGCUGUCUGCCUGCCUUGAAAUACGGGGCCGAUCUGCGGCGGAGGCGAUGCAGGCUUCAAGCACUGAGCCAGUUAGCACGCAGAGGCCUAAUAAUUCGGGCAAGGCCAGGGUCAGACACCGUGAGAAUUAUGCACAAAACACAAGGACGAUAUGGCAAGCUGGAAGCAACGAAGAGAAGAAGCCAAGAGGGAAAAGCCCUGCCCUAAAUGUGACGAAGCAGAUCGGCAGGCUGGAAAGCCCCGUUGCCAUCCUGUGGCUCGUACCCAGUCCGCUCUCUGGCUGCACCCUACCUGCUGCUGCUACGUUUGUCGCUGCUGCUGUACGAUCCGAAUAAACCCCGUUUACAACUG
Dermacentor albipictus is the source of this 564-nucleotide messenger RNA. The record is from RefSeq and is a predicted model, not a curated record. NCBI's taxonomy places the organism in Eukaryota, Metazoa, Arthropoda, Arachnida, Ixodida, Ixodidae.